CACUCCCACCCUCACCUCCGGUCCCUGUGCCCACACACAUUCAGCCUCCACUGACCAGUAACACAUUGUGCCAUGUCUGCCGCUAAGUGCUUGGUGUCUCUGAUGGUCGUGCUGCUGGCUGCGCUGUGCGUGGCUCAUGAGCACGGGAGGAUCAAGAUGUGCGGGAGAGAGCUGAUUCGUCUGGCUGUGUCAUCCUGUGGAAACUCCCGGCUAAGGAGAAGCAACCCGGACACAGAGCUGGGUCAACCUGAGCACAUUCCUCACUGGGAGCGGGACGCCUCCAGAGAAGAGAACCAGGGUUCAAAACAAGUCCACAGCCCUCCUCAGUCUGACAGGCAGACUGAUGUCUUCUCCUUGGCUCCUCACUGGUACCCCAUGUCCUCCCGGAUCAGGCGAAAUGCUAAAACAAUAUCUGACAUUUGCUGCGAGAAAGGAUGCAGCAUGAGAGAGCUGAUACAGUUUUGCUAGGUGCUGCACCUCUCACAUGACUGGCACUGAGAUGAAUUCAGAUAAUUCAGAUUUUGUUCAGCGCUCUGAGGUUGUGAGCUAAAAUCAUUUUGCACUGACCUGGAAACAGUGCACAGCAAUAAUAUAGAUACGGGAUGUCUUUAAUCAUUUGUUCCCUGUGCCAUGUGAAAGUGCAAAACUUAAAUAAAUAUUGUUGUGGAGAGAUUAUACCACUGAAAGUAUUGUAAUAUAAUUUAUUCAUCUGUUAACUGUUGAAAAAAGGGCUACAUCUACUAGUACUGUAAUAAAGCUUUUAAUGAUUAUUA
This is a messenger RNA of Mugil cephalus (flathead mullet), 773 nucleotides long. It is a transcript of the gene insl3, whose product is annotated as insulin-like 3 (Leydig cell). The record is from RefSeq and is a predicted model, not a curated record. NCBI's taxonomy places the organism in Eukaryota, Metazoa, Chordata, Actinopteri, Mugiliformes, Mugilidae. Gene Ontology annotation, cellular component: extracellular region. The transcript has 2 exons. Gene Ontology annotation, biological process: adenylate cyclase-inhibiting G protein-coupled receptor signaling pathway. Bases 73 to 468 code for a protein of 131 amino acids. Gene Ontology annotation, molecular function: G protein-coupled receptor binding; hormone activity.